Penicillium alfredii is the source of this 4479-nucleotide messenger RNA. Its product is annotated as putative cell polarity protein (Tea1). The record is from RefSeq and is a predicted model, not a curated record. Bases 1 to 4479 code for a protein of 1492 amino acids. Lineage: Eukaryota; Fungi; Ascomycota; Eurotiomycetes; Eurotiales; Aspergillaceae. Gene Ontology annotation, molecular function: protein binding. The transcript has 4 exons. Gene Ontology annotation, biological process: regulation of cell shape.
AUGGCCUUCUUUUUUAAAUCGAAGAAAAACCAACAGGGCAAUGCGCUCCCUCCGGCGACCAGAAAUGUUCAUACCUCGGAAGGUGCCCCAUCCACGGGGGCCACCGUAAAUGGUGUCAAGGGCGAUGGUCCGAUUUCGCAGACACCCACGCCCAGCGGUAGCUACAACAAUUCUCUGCACUCAGCCACGAGCCCGACAAGCCCGGAUCCUGUGCGGAUGCGACAGAGGGCCGAAUCAGAAUCUCAGAUCCAACGACCCCAGCAGCCUCCAAAUGGUGCCCCUCCCUCGAGCCCGAAUUCGUCGCUUUACCCGUGGUCGCAACGUCGUAUGAAUUUCUCGUCACCCCAAACGAACCCUUUCCCCCGAUAUGGAGCCGCCAUUAAUUCGGUGGCCUCAAAGGAGGGUGAUAUUUACAUGAUGGGUGGCCUCAUUGACGGGUCAACGGUCAAGGGAGACCUGUGGAUGAUUGAGAGUAGUGGAGGUAGCUUGUCUUGCUUCCAGGUUGCGACGGUUUCCGAAGGCCCCGGCCCCCGAGUCGGCCAUGCCAGCUUGCUGGUGGGGAAUGCAUUCAUUGUCUUCGGCGGUGACACCAAAAUCGACGAGAACGAUGCUCUGGACGACACUCUGUAUCUUCUGAACACCUGUGCCCUCCCGCCAAUGGUCUCGCGCCAUCCCCCCGGAUCUCGCCCGGCCGGACGCUACGGCCAUACAUUGAACAUCUUGGGAUCGAAGCUUUAUGUGUUUGGGGGUCAGGUGGAGGGUUUUUUCUUCAAUGACCUCGUGGCAUUUGACUUGAACCAGCUGCAGAACCCUGCUAACAAGUGGGAGCAUCUUAUCAAAAACAGCCACGAUGGUGGCCCUCCGGCAGGCCAAAUUCCUCCGGCGAGAACCAACCACACCAUCGUCAGCUUCAGUGACAAAUUAUUCCUUUUCGGUGGAACGAACGGGGUUCAAUGGUUCAACGAUGUCUGGUCGUACGAUCCCCGAGCCAACGCCUGGACCGAAAUGGAUUGCGUGGGGUUCAUUCCGACACCACGGGAGGGCCAUGCCGCCGCUCUGGUCAACGACGUGAUGUAUGUGUUCGGUGGCCGGACCGAUGAAGGGGUGGAUUUGGGAGAUCUGUCGGCCUUCCGGAUCUCCUCGCGUCGCUGGUAUUCGUUCCAGAACAUGGGUCCGGCGCCAUCUCCGCGAUCGGGACACAGCAUGACUGCCUUUGGGAAGCAGAUCAUCGUCAUGGCGGGUGAACCCAGCUCAGCGCCCAGGGACCCGCCAGAGUUGAGCAUGGCAUACAUUCUCGACACAGGCAAGAUUCGGUACCCGAAUGAUUCUCAACCGAGCGAGCGAGGCCCUACUCCAGCUGGCAGAAAAGUCAGCCUUGAGAAGCAAGGCCCUGCGUCUGGAAGGACAUCCCGAGAGGCGCAAACCCCUACAGAGCAACAAACGCGACGCGGACCGUCUCGGGAAAGCAUGAGCCAAGUGGCUGGAACAAGACCCGGAGAAUAUGGCCCUAACCCAAACCUGGGACCUGGCUCUCGACUCCCACGAGCGUCGAUUGCACAAGCGCCCUCUGGUCCGCCUCCUCCGGGCCAAGCCCCGUCCCCUGGUCCUCGAGGCAACGGCCCUCAGCCUGCCAUGAACCCCCGCAGCAAGACCCCUACCAAGACUGAUCGUGGAUUCGUGCCGACAGUAGAUGUUCGCGCCGCAAAUGUCGACCGGGGUGCCGAAUCACCCGUUGCCAAAGAACCUUCACAGGAAGUCCAGGGGCCGGGAUCAGCUGGCCGUCGAACUCCGACUCAGCAACAGCCACAGAAGAUGUCGGCUAAGGCAAUGGAAACCGGCGAGGCUGCUCCGCUCAUCAGUACCCCCGGCCGGCAACGAUCAUUGCGUCAACACCGGCAGCGUGGCUCCAUGGAUAGCGCCGAAGAAUCGGUUCUGGGUCGACAAGCCAGUAUCGACGGGUCAAUUGAGUCUCGAAGUUUCCGCAAUUCCAAGAAUGUCGGUGACGAGCCCCGUUCUCCGCGGUUGACACCUCACCAAGAGGCUUUGAUCAAGGAGCUGGAAGCCGCCAAGGCCCGAAACGCUUGGUAUGCGUCAGAGCUAGCUUUGGCAAAAAAGGGUGGCUACGUUCCGAAUCCGUCAAGUAGUCCCGCCUUGGAUGACCGCACCAAUGAUUCGUUGAAUGAUGAGGAUCGACCUUUGAUCGAAGCAUUCCUUUCCAUGAGGGCAGAAUUGGCCAAAAUGCAGGCCACCGUGGAUCGACAGGCAUCUAUUGCAUCGAAGCGGGUCGCAGAAGUGGAACAUCAACGCGAUGUCGCAGUGAACGAAGCCGCUUAUUCGCGGGCUAAGCUUGCUGCCCACGGCGGUAGCCAGCGGGGCACUCCACAGCCCGAAAGUGCCCGGGACGGUGACGAUAGUGCUACCGAGCGCCCCACUGACAUGGGCCGUCGCCUUGCGCUCGCUCUCGCCUCCCAGUCUGAGCUCAAGGCCAAGCUUGAUGUCCUGUCUGCUGAGCUCUCCCAAGAGAAACAAGCUAAGGAAUUGGCUGAGGAGACCAAUGAAGCCACCCGUAAACGCCUAGCUGAGCUUGAGAUGCAAAACAACACGCUGGAGGCGGAGAGCUUACGAACCGAUCUCCACAAUGCUCAAGCUUCCGCUAGAGAAGAGGCAUUGUUGCGUGCGGAGGCCGAGGCUUCCCUGGAGCAGCUUACUCUUGACAAGGAGGAGCUGGUCAACCAAGUUGAAAGCUCGUCGACUCGGUUGAAGGACUUUGGUUCCAACUUUGGCAAUCUGAAGGAGGCGGUUGCUGCUUCAGCCGCGAAGGCAGCCCUUGUCGAAAAGCAGUUGGACGAGGAGCGAGAACGUCGUGAGGGAUUGGAGAGAAAGCUUUUGCAACUGCGCUCUGAACACGAAGAAAGAACUACAGAGUUGGAGAAUGUCAGCCGUCGUCUGCGCGAUGCGGAGGAGUUGUCGGAGACUCAUGCCAAGGAGGCCGAGACUCACAAAUUGGCCUUUGUAGCCGGGCUUGAACGCGCAUCGUCUGCAGACUUGGACACCUCAAUCCGGUCCCGCGCUGACCAGCGUGUUGCGGCCUUGGAGUCCCAGAUCGAACGUUCCAGCACCCUCGCCAAGGCAAAUCAGGCGGCUGCCGACGCAGCUGCAGACAAACUCCGGCGCGCCGAGGAGCGAAUUGCUGGUUUGGAGGCGUACCAGGAGCAGGCUAGUCGAGAAGGGUUGCAAUUGCGGCGACAGCUCCAGACUGCCAUGAAGGAGACCCAGUCCGCUGUCGCCGAGAACCGGGACCUGAAGACCCAGAUUGAGGGCCACCAGCGGGAGGCGGGUGCUCUGGCUAUCCAGCAUGCUGCCCUGAAGGAUCUUCUUGGCGAGCGCGGUAUCAACACGGACAGUCGACGAUCACCCCACCUUGAAUCCCCUGGAUCACGGUUCGGCACUCCAGAGCAGGGCCGGUUGCGCGAGUUGGAGCAGCAACUGUCGGCCAGUAUGAAGGCGCACGACGAUCUGAAGACUAUGUUCGAAACCCGUGAGCAGGAAGCUGAUCGGGCGUUCCGAGAGAAACUAGAGCAGCUCGAGAACGAUUACCAGUCGGCAGUGCAUUACGUGAAAGGUACCGAGAAGAUGCUGAAGCGAAUGAAGGAUGAGUUGAGUCGCUACAAGACCCAAAAUGCCAAGGUACAGUCCGAGUUGGAUGCGGCUCAGAAGAGCCUGGAGCGUUCUACCAGCCAAGAGUCUGAAGUUCCGGCUGAGUGGGAGACUGAGCGUUCUCAGCUGCAACAGUCCAUGUCGGACCUCCAACAAGCAACCUCGUCCUCGAUUACCCAGCUUGAGGGGCAGCUCACGCAGCUCAAGGAGGAGCUCGUUGCCGCCCAAGCUGAGAAGGAACAUCUGCGAACCGAGCAUGAGAGUGUCAAGCAGGACCUUCUCACUGCUGCAGAGCAGAACCGUUCCGAAUUGGAGUCGCUCAAGCAAGAAAACACCCUGCUCGAGAGUCGCUCUUCGGACGCCGAGCAGAAAGUCAACAUGCUUCUGGAGCAGGUUGAGGCAUCUGUCGGCCACUAUCGCCGCCAAUCUCAACAUGGCAACGGUCUCAAUGGCAUCACGCGCACACACAGCAACGCUUCAAGCAAUACGAUUGGCGGUGGCAGUGGCGGCGGCAGUGGUCGUGCCCGCGCCGACAGCAAUAUCUCCCAGGACUCCUCUUUCCCUGAUAAUCGUGGCUCCAUGGCCUUGGACUCGCUUGCCAACGAGUUGGAGGCCCUGCGUAGCCACUGGGAAAGCACCAACCGCAAUUAUCGCCUCAGCAGCCAGCUGGAUCUAGAACGAACUCCGACCAAAGACACUAGCGAUGGGCCUGCUCUCAUGAGCGACAGCCUGGCAGAGUGGCGGCGCAGACUGGAUGAGGAAGAACGCGCUGGAGCGGCUGGAAAGACUAAGCCAUUGGAGAAUUCCGCGAAUGUCAUCUGA